ACUUUCCUGGCUGGGCUUCCGCCUGCUGACCACACCCCUGGCCCAGUGAUUUAAGUUUCACCAGCAGCCAGAGCCCCUCAGACUUUGCCUGGAAGCCAACCUCUGCAAAAUCCACUGCGACCUUUGCUUCCCACUGCAGCCUGGUGAAGAGCACACCUCCGGCAGAGCUAGAAAGGAGCUCCUGUUCGUCCCCUCUGCUCCUCGUGCUUGGUAGGGCCCCCUCAGGGGUCACCAUGUCCCCCAUCCUGGGCCCCACCCUCAUCCUGGCCACCUGGGCCUUCUGGGCUGUGGCAGGACAGGCCACGAACGAGGAGGAUCCGGGAGACCAGGUGAAUGCCAUCUACCAGAAGGUGACGGACUUGUGGAACAAACUGUACCUGGUGAAGCCGUUGACGGCCGACGGCAGCGACGAGGACCCGGUACACGCGGCCUGCGAGGUCAAACCGUCCUCCACGCUGGAGGCUGACCAGCCGCAGGUCACCGGCCAGGUGCUCUUCAGGCAACGGUACCCGGACGGGAGGCUGGAGGCCAUCUUUGACCUGGACGGCUUCCUCACCGUGGGCAACGGGACCAGCCGGGCCAUCCACGUCCACAAGUUUGGGGAUCUGAGCCGCGGUUGUGACGGGGCCUCCGCUCACUACAACCCCUCUGCCAAGCCGCACCCUCAGCACCCGGGGGACUUUGGGAACUUCCUGCCGAGGGAAGGCAAGAUCAAGCGCUACCGGACCAACCUGCUGGCCUCGCUCUUCGGCCCGUACUCCAUCCUGGGCCGCUCCGUCGUGGUGCACGAGCGGGAGGAUGACCUCGGCAGGGGAGGGAACAAGGGCAGCCAGGAGCAUGGGAAUGCCGGGAAGCGGCUGGCCUGCUGCGUCAUCGGGAUCUGCGGCCGGGAGCUGUGGGAUAAAAAGGCCCUGGAGAUCAACGAGCGGAGGAAGAAGAGGCGGGAGAGCGAGUGCAAGAUGGCCUGAACCCACCCCCAGCACUUCUCAUACAUCAAUAGAUGCUUUCACCUCCGCACUGGGAGCUGCUUUGCUUCUUCGGAAACUCCAUAUUCUCUAUAUUGCACAAUAAAUGGCAUCGAUUAGAAAUGACAACUUGCUCCCCUGUUCCCUCCUCUUCACUCACAAUUAAAGAAGAGUUUCUACCUAUCAA
This is a messenger RNA of Tachyglossus aculeatus (Australian echidna), 1152 nucleotides long. RefSeq names its product superoxide dismutase 3 (gene SOD3). NCBI's taxonomy places the organism in Eukaryota, Metazoa, Chordata, Mammalia, Monotremata, Tachyglossidae. The transcript is spliced from 2 exons. Gene Ontology annotation, biological process: removal of superoxide radicals. The record is from RefSeq and is a predicted model, not a curated record. The coding region runs from base 234 to 968 and encodes 244 amino acids. Gene Ontology annotation, molecular function: superoxide dismutase activity; copper ion binding.